This is a messenger RNA of Podospora anserina S mat+, 2349 nucleotides long. RefSeq lists its product as uncharacterized. Gene Ontology annotation, cellular component: cytoplasm. Lineage: Eukaryota; Fungi; Ascomycota; Sordariomycetes; Sordariales; Podosporaceae. Gene Ontology annotation, molecular function: ATP binding; protein kinase activity. The coding region runs from base 1 to 2349 and encodes 782 amino acids. The record is from RefSeq and is a predicted model, not a curated record. The transcript is spliced from 7 exons. Gene Ontology annotation, biological process: tRNA export from nucleus; protein phosphorylation.
AUGGACUUUCUCAAAUCCGCCGUCGCUUCGGCGAUGGCAGCGAAGGGACCGCCAUUCCCCUAUAAUUUUGGCGAUAAAGUCGACCUUGACCCCUCUAUAUGGACUCUGUACAAUGGCACUCGGCGGGAAGAUGGUUCCGAUUGCAGUAUCUUCUCAUUCGAAAUCGCCGCGAAUCGAUCCGCCCUCCCUCUCGCCAGAAAUGCGCUGAAGAAGCUCCGAACACUACGACACCCGGGUGUAAUAAAGGUGCUGGAUGCGGUCGAGUCAGAGACGUAUAUAUACAUCGCAACGGAACGCCUAGUACCUCUGCGGUGGCACGUUAAACGAAAGAGUCUAAGUCCUGAGACGGCGAAAUGGGGUCUUUACAGCAUCGCGCGAACCGUCAAAUUCAUCAAUGAUGAGGCCUCGUCAGUCCAUGGCAACUUGAAGGUCGCUUCUGUUUACACAACAGAAAGUGGCGAGUGGAAGCUUGGUGGUUUUGAGGUUUUGAGUAAUGUUAAAGAUGACGAGGCUGUGAUCUAUCUAGCAAAAUCGGGAUGGGAUGCGAUCAAGCGCAGUCCUCACUCUGCUGUAGAUGCGUACGACUUCGGUGCGCUGAUCUUCGAGAUUUUCAAUGGCAGUUUCAGCAGUGACCAGGCUGGGCAGACGAAGAAUAUACCGCCCAGUCUUCACCCAAGCUAUAAGCGUCUCGCCAACCCAAAUCCCAAGGCCAGACUCACAGUGGCUCACUUCCUUGAACAAGGCCGUCGAAAUGGGUCGUUCUUCGACACGCCUCUAAUCAAACUAACCGAGGGAGUUGAAAAUCUCGGGGUGAAGACGGAGGAGGAAAGAGAAGUGUUUCUUGAUGAUCUCGAUCAGCUCACCGAUGAUUUUCCGGAGGACUUUUUCAAAAUGAAAGUCUUGCCAGAGCUAUUGAAAUCAGUGGAAUUCGGAGGCGGCGGUCCCAAAGCCUUCGGACUCGUCAUGAAAAUCGCCACGAAGUUAUCGAAUGAGGAUUUUGACGCCAAGGUCCUUCCCGUGCUUCUUCGACUAUUUGGGAACCCUGACAGAGCUAUCAGGGUGUGCUUACUUGACAAUUUGCCCCUCAUGAUUGACAGGCUCUCGCAAAAAACAGUCAAUGACAAGAUCUUUCCACAAAUAGUUACGGGGUUCACAGAUGUAGCACCAGUUGUCAGAGAACAGACACUCAAGUCUGUCCUCACAAUCAUCACCAAACUUUCCGACAGAACUAUCAACGGCGAAUUGCUAAAGUACUUGGCCAAAACAGCCAAUGACGAGCAGCCCGGUAUUCGCACAAAUACUACGAUUUGUCUUGGGAAAAUUGCCAAGCAUCUGGGGACUUCUUCCCGUUCCAAGGUUCUCAUAGCGGCCUUUAGUCGCUCACUUCGCGAUCCAUUCAUUCAUGCUCGAAACGCUGCCCUGAUGGCUCUGUCUGUCACAUCGGAGCACUUCUCCGACGAAGACUGCGCGACUCGCGUGCUUCCAGCCAUCUGCCCGUCGCUCAUCGACAAGGAGAAGCUUAUUCGAGACCAAGCAGUCAAGACACUGGACGUGUACGUCCAAAGGAUCAAGAAGGCAGUCGAAAGCAUGCCCGAGACAGCUCUACCACCAGAAAGCGCGAUCUCUGGGAACCCCAGGAUGGGCACACCCCAAGCAGAGGCAGCAGCCGGCUGGGCAGGCUGGGCCAUUUCGUCUUUUACAAACAAGCUCUCCGCUGCAGCAGGGGAUAUUACUUCUUCCAACGGGGCAUCCUCUGUCCCAGCUUCCUCGUCUGCUCCUCCCUCGCGCCCACCAACAGCAGCUCCCAUCACGUCCAACUCCUCUGCCUCGCCACUCCACCGGCAAGCAGUCAAAUUCCCUCCUCCAUCAGCACCCCUCACCCGAAACCCAUCGACAACAGGCGAGUUGUUUUUCCCAGAGGACGACAACAACGAUGAUGGUGCCGACUUUGACGCGUGGGGUGAUAUGGGCGACAUGGACGACGAUGAUACAUCCACUCCGAACAAGAUGACUGCCUCGAUAUCGAGCAAUCAGUCAAACGACAAUCCGUUUGCGGAGCCAUCAUCGUCAAAGAAGAAACCUGCAGUAACGACAACGGCGUCAAGUAAACCGUUUGAUGAUGGCUCGGAGCCAGAUUUCGCGGGGUGGUUGGCGCAGCAGGCGGAGAAGAAGAAGGGAGGAGUGUUGGGGGGGAGUAAAGCUUUGCCGAAGGGGUUGGGUAAAACUACCACUGCGACGACAGCAAAGAAGACGACAGUGCCGGUGAAGAGUAAGCCAGUUGUGGUGAAGAAGAAGAUCGAUACCAAGCCCAAGGAUGAUGAUGGGGACGAUGGCUGGGGUGGGUGGUGA